Sodiomyces alkalinus F11 is the source of this 3750-nucleotide messenger RNA. RefSeq lists its product as hypothetical. The record is from RefSeq and is a predicted model, not a curated record. Gene Ontology annotation, molecular function: protein binding. The coding region runs from base 1 to 3750 and encodes 1249 amino acids. The transcript is spliced from 3 exons. Gene Ontology annotation, cellular component: membrane. Lineage: Eukaryota; Fungi; Ascomycota; Sordariomycetes; Glomerellales; Plectosphaerellaceae.
AUGGAACGCAGCCGCGGCGUCUCUGAGGAGGAGCUCUUCCUCAACAAACCCGCCAACAUCGAGGACUGCGAUAGCCCUACUGUUGAGCCCCUGAGGAUAUUCAAACCUCAGAGCCCUACGCCCCAGGCCGAUCGCUUCAAGUAUCCUCCGCCGCCUUCCUCCUCCUCUUCGUCCUCGACGCCCGUCUCGAAACUCUCGUUCCCUUUACCCCCCGGCGCCUCCAGCUCCGCCGCGCCUCUGCCAUACCCGGACGAUGUAGACCUUCAGCCCAGAAAGCAGACGUCGCGGCCCGCCAUUCCCCCGGCCAAACAGUAUGGCUCUGGCUACGUCAAUACUCUCAAUACCUCCGUCUCUCCCCGCCUGAACGCCGCAAGUCCUAUCGACUCCAAGAGCCCUACCCUCGCUGAACGCCGCGGCAACAUUCCCAAGCCACUUUCCGACCCGGCCAGCCCUCAAUCCGACGGCGCCGACGGCUUGUUCGCCAAACCCAUCAGGGGUCCCGGGCCCGGUCCCGGUCCCGAGCAGAAUGUGCAGGCCGCUGCUGCUCCCACACCCCCUACCGCCGCCGCCGCCGCCGUCAAAAAGACAUAUUACCCACCUCCCGGUUCGGGCUCGACCUACCUCCAAAUGCCAAACGAGAACAGCGUCAACCGCUUCUCCUCGACCGCCUCGACUUCCACAACAAGGGCCAACAGAGGAUCUCCCCCUCCUCCCGAGACCCCCAUCGUAGAACCCGGCGUCGUUCCCGGUGGGGGCAUCGAGGCUCGCUAUGCCGCCUCGGGCAUAUCCGGCACCGCCACCCUCACGAGCUUGCAGGCCCAGCAUGCUCGGAACGCUGCAGCUACCCAGCGUCUCGCGCAAUACGCCGGCGCCACCCCGCAACCAGCGCGUCCUUGGACCCCGACCGAGUCCCCCGAUAACCAGCCCCAUGGACCACCCACUGUCUAUCAGGGUGCCAAUCCUAUCACAAGUCCGACCCAACCUACUUUCAGUCCGCCACCACAACAGUCUCAACAGCCACAACAUCCACCACUACAGCCUCUACAACCACAGCCGCAGCCUCAACAACCCGCACCCGCACCCGCCCAGUCCAACAACAACGGCCAUCCUGCUCUCCAGGUGAGCGUCCUGGAGCAGGAUUUCCAGCGCAUGGGCACGAAGACACCCCCGCCUGCUUACUCGAGCGUGAAUCCAGGCCGUAGCAGCGGUGCGCACCCCGCUGAAAAGUCGCGUCCAACCGCGGCGGCUACCACAGCCCCCACUAUCCCGGUGGCUUCUGCACCGGCUGCAACUCAGUCUCCGCCGAAACAAUCCGUUAGCGCAGGGCCCGCGGUAGCGGGGCUCGGGCUCGGGCUCGGGCUCGGGCUGGCCUCUCCCGCGAUACAGCAUCAGGGCCACCCGGCUUUUGCCAACGACCCGAGACCAGAGCAGCAACCAAACGGCCAGCAGGUUGUUCAGGCGGUGCCGCAACAACAGCCGCAGCCCCAGCAUGCUACCGCGGGGCCUUCUUUUCAACAAGGAGCUGCCGGCCCGAGUUCGCCGCCCCCCUUGCCCGAGGGGUGGAUCGCUCACUUGGACCAGAACUCGGGUCAGUACUAUUACAUCCACUUGGCCACCCAGGCGACACAAUGGGAGUUUCCCAAGGGGCCCAAUCCGAUCCAUCACGAAACGGCACCUCUGUCUCCCACUGCCUCGACCUACGGCAACCCUCUCGGGUCGCCAGUCUUCGGCAAACAGCCCAUGGCGUCUCCCAUGUUCUCGCCUCAAACUCCCGGCUAUGCCGAGAGCAUCAUGAGCGUGGCCGCUUCUCACACCACCGCCGCCACCGGCUUCACCGGGCCCCCUCCCAGCGCCGGCGUCGAAAUGUUCAAGAUCCAGCCUACCAACAACGUCUACUUCGGACCUUACCUGCGGUACGGCAACAUGGACCUGGAAAGGGGCAUGUGGCUGGGAAGCAUCCUGAUCGUCACCGACGCCCUGCAACCUCCUACCAUCCACAUCCAUCUCAGCGUCGACCUCUCUCCGAACCCGCGACAGCUCACACCCCACAGCAUCUACACCCAUCAGCGCUGGACCUUCUACAAGUACGAUGUGGAGCUGCAUAUGAGCGAAGCAGGCACCGAACGCUGGACCUACGCCGUGACCUCUCAUCUGGGCUGCACCAGGUACGAGUUUGUAGUCGCCGGUCGUUACGAGCUAGGUUGGCGAUUCCUCGCCCAUUCCAACAACGAUUUCGCCGCCACGACAUCGCAGAAUGAGCGGGCGAAGCUGGGCGGCGUGGGCUUCAUGUGGAAAGACGUGCUCCAGAAGAAUAUCGACUGCGGAGGCUUCCACGUGCAGCUGGGCCUGGGCAACCAGAUCUACGGCGACAGGCUGUGGAAGGACGUGCCUCUACUGCGACAAUGGCUCGCCAUGAGCGGUAAGGAGAACCGCAAAAAGGCGCCAUGGACGGCGCGGCAUGAGGAGGAUGCCACCCACGCGUAUUUUCAUUAUUAUACUAGUCAUCUUGACCAGCCAUAUCUGCGUGAGGCGUUCGCUCAGAUUCCCCACGUUUUGCAGCUCGAUGACCACGACAUAUUUGACGGGUUUGGCUCCUACCCAGACUACAUGCAGGAGUCUCAGGUGUUCAAGAACGUCGGUCGCAUCGCCAUCCAGAUGUACCUGUUAUUCCAGCACCACACCACCAUCGAUAUUCUCCGCAACGUCAGCAACGACCUCGACCUCUUCACCAUCACGGGCCAAGGGUGGCACUUUGUCAAGUACCUCGGUCCUGCCGUCGUCGUCGUCGGACCCGACUGCCGCUCCGAGCGGAACCAAGGUCGUGUCAUGGCCGGCCCGACGUACCAGGGCAUCUUCCCCAAAGUGGCCACGCUGCCGCCGAGCGUGCAGCACUGCAUCUGGAUGGUCUCGGUCCCUGUCGUCUACCCGCGCCUUGAGGCCAUGGAGAGCCUGGCGACGGCGGUCACGACGGGUAAGAAGGUGGUCAACACGGGCUACAACGUACUCGGCAAGGUGACGAGCUCGGUCGCUGGGAUCGUCGGUGGCAAGGAGGUGGUCGCGCAGGGUUUCAGCCAGGUCAAGAAGGCGGUCGGCAAAGGUGGCCUCAUGGGCAACGUGCUGAACCAGUUUGGCGACAUUGAUUUGGCCGAGGUCUUCAAGGACAUGUGGACGCACGACUCGAAAGACCUUGAGAGGACCUAUUUCAUCCGGACAUUGCAAGGCAUUGCCCAGCAGAAGGGCGUGCGUAUGACAUUCUUGUCAGGAGACGUCAACACGGCCGGCGCCGGUCUCGUCCACGACCCUUCGCACCCCAGCGACCACAAGACGAUGUACCAGAUCAUCACGUCGCCCAUCGUAGCCCAGCCGGCGAACAGCUACAUGCUCAAGCUCCUCCACAACAACAAGCUCCUAUACGUGCCGCAAAACGGCCAAAAGUCCACACACGAGGCGUCUGACACGAAGGAAGACAUGAUGGAGAUCUUCCACACCGACGCGUCGGGGGCGGCGCGCGAGCUGAAGAAGCUCAUGGCGCGCCGCAACUAUAUCGCCGGCGUCAUGUACGAUCCGGAAGCCGUCCAGCAGGCCGCUUCUGCUACGUACUCGUCCAACGGGUCGGUCAUCAAUGGCGGGCAGCAGGGCUUGACGAAGCUAAGCUUGGCUAUCGAUUUUGUCGUGCAGGGUGAUGGAGCCUUUACGGCGCCGACCAAGUACGGACCUGUCAUCGUCCCGCAUUUGGAGUACGGUCGUUAA